Molecule: messenger RNA, 8473 nt
Organism: Cinara cedri
Lineage: Eukaryota; Metazoa; Arthropoda; Insecta; Hemiptera; Aphididae
Source: the annotation of a GenBank genome assembly
CCUUCACAAACCCGUUCAUAACAUUACAUUUUUUUUUUUCGUCUAGCUCCCACGAUCUGCGAUAUGAACCGUGGUCCGAACUUGCGACGAUUACGGCAAUACAGUUGUCCCAUUUUCAUUUAUCAAAACACGACGACAUAGUACGCGAUAUCGCGAGUGCCGUUUGCCGACCAGGAAGAGUCAAGUGCCGGAUAAUAAUUGAUCGUUUCGUCAUUUUUCGUCAGUAUGCAAUUUUCGUUCAUCGCAUAAAUAUCGUCGCCGGCUUUUUUUUUUUUUGUCGUUUCGUGUCUAGUGCCGGAAACCACAAUACGCUCUAUCCGCCGGUUCCGUCCAGCGUCCACCGAUAUCCAUCGACGCCGUUGUCGGGCGACUCGCGCGCGCGAACCUAACCGUGUAUCAUAGUAUAAAACUCAAUUCCCCCUACCGCGCGCGCGUCUUUUGUGCCCGCGUAAUAUAGGUACCUAACGUCAUUAUCAGCGGGUACACACCUCGUACCACGUCCGUGUGCACUUUCCGCAAUUCCCCGACGUGACGACCCGCCGCAAACGCUCGCUCAGUAACGCCGAUAGUAUCGUCGCGGUCCGCUGACAACUAUUCGAUCACACCGAAAAUGGCGCAGAUACUACCGAUUAAGUUUCAAGAACACUUGCAGGUAAAAUCAUAAUGAUACGUUCUAUUCGUUAUUACAGUGAGUACCUAUUAACAGACGACCCGAGUGGCCGUCCGCUAGGUACACGCCGGAGCGUAGUAUUUAUUUUUAACGAAACUCGUAAACGAUCGGUAUCGGUAAAACCCGUACGUUACCGUUUCCGACACCCUAUGACUAAUCUUGCCUAUAAAUAGGUUACGCACUGUUUCCGUAAACAACAUAAUUAUUAUAUUAUGGCUGUGUGGUACAAUAUUAAUGAUUAUUCGCCAUACUCCUUGUAUGUAGGUACUAGGUACUGCUAUUGCUUCCAUUUCCUCUACUAUAAGCUUGUAGAUUUUUUUUUUUUUUUUUACUUAUUGCCUUUAGUGGCCUCAGUACUAUGUUAUCUGUGAACAAACUGACUGGACAGCUGCAGCCGCUUGCACGUAUAACAUGUCUGACGAUGAUGUCCUGUUACAUUGUAUGUGCUUAUCAUCUGCCAGGCGUUGUCAGAUCUGUCACAGAUAUUUCUAAAUGACGGGCGUUUAUUGCUCGGAAUCAUACUGCACAUAUAUGAGCUGUUGCUAGCCCUCUGUUGUCACCGUGUUGUAAUAAUAUUAGACAAAUUAAUUCUAGUCCAAUUUAAUGGGUCAAGGGAAAAAAAAAAAUUCUGAAAUGCAUAAUUUUGAGGCUGUAUUAUUAAAUAUGGAUAGGUAGGUGAUAAUUUAUGUGUUGAAUUUACUGCUUCAUAAUGAAAAUCUAUCUACCUAUUUUAUUUAACGACAGGCGUUAUUUUUGUACAUAUAUACUUUAAAUAAAUGGUUUUUUGGUUUUCCCUAUAGCUUACAAAUGUGGGCAUCAAUCAGUCAAACAUUAGUUUUAACACACUUACUAUGGAAUCGGACAAAUACAUCUGUGUUCGUGAAAAGACUGGUGAUGUUGCACAAGUUGUUAUUGUUGAUAUGGCCGAUCCACAAAAUCCAAUUAGGCGUCCAAUAUCUGCAGAUUCAGCCAUAAUGAAUCCAGCCAGUAAAGUGAUUGCACUUAAAGGAAAAGCUGGUACAGAAGGAACUGCUGCAUGUAAACAUUUUAAUACCUACUUGUUUCAAUAAUAAAUACAUUUAUAAAAUAACAAAAAUUCCAUAUUUUCUUUAGCUCAAAAGACCUUACAAAUUUUUAAUAUUGAGAUGAAAAGUAAAAUGAAAGCUCAUAUUAUGCAAGAUGAUGUAGUUUUUUGGAAAUGGAUUUCACCAAAUACUUUGGCUCUUGUUACUGAAACAUCAGUAUUCCAUUGGAGUAUGGAAGGUACAUAACUGUUUCUGCUAUUUUAAUCCUCUUACACAAUUUAAUAUCUUUUUGUAUUUAUUUUUAUAUUAAAUUGAUUUUUAGGUGACUCUACACCAGUUAAAAUGUUUGAUCGUCAUUCUACAUUGAAUGGAUGUCAGAUAAUUAACUACAGAACUGAUCAUAAACAACAAUGGUUAUUACUCAUAGGAAUUUCGGCUCAAGUAAGUUUGUUUAGAAAUUUCCUGUAUCAAUGUAUAUCAAUGAAGAAUCAUAAUUAAAUAUUAAUUUUAUUUUUGAAUUUAGCAAAAUCGAGUUGUUGGAGCAAUGCAGUUGUAUUCUGUUGAAAAAAGUUGUUCGCAGCCUAUUGAAGGUCAUGCUGCAUCAUUUGCGAGAUUCCAAAUGGAAGGAAACAGAGAAAUGUCUACAUUGUUUUGUUUUGCUGCACGUACAGCUGCAGGAGGAAAGGUAAUACAAUGUUUUAUAAUAUAAUAAUUAUUAGGUUUAUUAUAAUAAUCAUAAUAAACAUGUUUUAUUCUUAAAUUGUAUAUAUUUUUAAUUUGAUAAAUUUCAGUUGCAUAUUGUUGAAGUAGUACAAACACCCAGGGGCAAUCAACCAUUCCCCAAAAAACAAGUAGAAGUUUUCUUCCCUCCAGAAGCACAAAAUGAUUUUCCAGUUGCAAUGCAAGUUAGCUCCAAAUUUGAUGUAAUUUACCUAAUCACUAAGUACGGCUAUAUUCAUUUGUACGACAUUGAAACAGCUACUUGCAUUUAUAUGAACCGAAUAAGUGGUGAUACAAUUUUUGUUACUGCACCACAUGAUGCUACCGGUGGUAUAAUUGGUGUUAACCGUAAGGGACAGGUAUUGUCUGUUAGUGUUGAAGAAGACAAUAUUAUACCUUAUAUAAAUACAGUACUACAACAUCCAGAACUGGCUUUACGUAUGGCUGUCCGAAAUAAUUUAUCUGGAGCAGAAGAAUUAUUUGUACGCAAGUUUAACACACUCUUCCAAAGUGGACAAUAUACAGAUGCUGCUAAAGUAGCAGCUAAUGCACCUAAAGGCAUCCUUAGGACGCCUUCAACUAUACAAAAAUUCCAACAAGUUCCAACUGUUACAAAUCAAUCAUCUCCUCUUCUUCAAUAUUUUGGAAUAUUAUUGGAUCAGGUAGAAUAUUAUAAGUUUUGACCAUUAAAUAUUAUUUAAUAUUUACUAAAUAAUAUUUUAGGGCAAGUUAAAUAAGUACGAAUCGCUAGAAUUGUGUCGUCCAGUUCUUGCUCAGGAUAAGCGGCAAUUAUUAGAAAAAUGGCUCAAAGAAGAUAAAUUAGAAUGUUCUGAAGAAUUGGGAGAUUUAGUGAAAACUGCAGAUAUAUCGUUAGCUUUGUCUGUUUACCUACGUGCCAACAUUCCACCUAAAGUAUUAAUUAAUUAAAAAUCAACAUAACAAUUUCAAUCUAUUACUAUUUUUGUCAAUAGGUCGUUCAGUGUUUUGCUGAAACUGGACAAUAUCAGAAAAUUAUCUUAUAUUCUCAAAAAAUAAGUUAUGUACCAGAUUAUAUACAUCUGUUUAGAAAUGUUGUCUUACGGACCACCCCAGAUCAUGCUGUUGAAUUCGCCCAAAUGUUACUAUCUGAUGAUGCUGAACCUCUAGCUAAUAUUAACCAAGUAUUUAUUUUUAUACUAUUUUGGUAAUUUAUUAAAAAGUUAAUAUUUCUUUAAAUUUUGUAAAUUUAGAUUGUGGAUAUAUUUAUUGAGCAAAAUAUGGUCCAACAAUGUACCAAGUUCCUUUUAGAAGCAUUAAAACAUAAUCGUGAAACAGAAGGACCAUUACAAACACGUUUGCUUGAGAUGAAUUUAAUAUCUGCUCCACAAGUUGCUGAUGCUAUCCUUGGCAAUCAGAUGUUUACACAUUAUGAUCGUGCUCAUGUUGCUCAGCUCUGUGAAAAAGCCGGCCUUUUACAAAGAGCUUUAGAACAUUACACAGACUUGUAUGAUAUCAAAAGAGCAGUUGUACACACACAGUUGUUAAACCCAGAAUGGUUAAUCGGUUACUUUGGAUCUUUGAGUGUUGAAGAUUCUCUAGAAUGUUUGAAAGCUAUGUUAACUAAUAACAUCCGACAAAACCUUCAAAUUUGUGUUAAGGUAUAAACCUAAUUUGAUUAUUUACUUUAACAUUUAACAUAGUUAAUAAUUUUUUUUUCUAUGUUUUUAUUAAAAUCAGAUUGCGACUAAAUAUCAUGAGCAAUUGACAACUAAGGCAUUGAUUGAUCUUUUUGAAUCGUUUAAAAGUUAUGAAGGGCUGUUUUAUUUUUUGGGUUCUAUUGUUAACUUCAGUCAAGAUCCAGAAGUUCAUUUUAAAUACAUUUCAGUAUGUUACAAGUUAUAUUAUUUAAUUUAUGUGCAUUAGUUUCUUGUAGCUAAUGUAUUAGUAAGGUUCUGUGUGUGAAAAAAAUGUAUUUAUGUUUAUAGGCUGCUUGUAAAACUGGACAAAUUAAAGAAGUAGAACGGAUAUGUCGUGAAUCUACAUGUUAUAAUGCAGAAAGAGUUAAAAAUUUCUUAAAAGAAGCCAAACUUACAGAUCAGUUACCAUUAAUCAUUGUGUGCGACCGAUUUAAUUUUGUUCAUGAUCUUGUUCUAUAUCUAUACAGAAAUAAUUUACAAAAAUACAUUGAGAUUUAUGUACAGAAAGUAAAUCCAUCUCGAUUACCAGUUGUAGUUGGUGGUCUCCUUGAUGUUGAUUGUUCUGAAGACAUAAUUAAAAAUCUCAUACAAGUUGUCAAGGGAGAAUUCUCUACAGAUGAAUUGGUCGAAGAAGUAGAAAAGCGUAAUCGUCUUAAACUAUUGUCUUCUUGGUUGGAAUUACGUGUUCAUGAUGGCAGUGAAGAACCUGCAACUCACAAUGCUUUGGCUAAAAUUUAUAUAGAUAGUAAUAACAACCCAGAAAGAUAUUUAAAGUAUGUUAAUUUAUACAUUUUUUUAUUUCACAUUUAAUAAUUUUAAUUAUUCCACUUUUUUAGGGAAAACAAGUUCUAUGACAGCAGAGUGGUAGGCAAAUAUUGCGAGAAGCGAGAUCCGCAUUUAGCAUGUGUUGCUUAUGAACGUGGAAAGUGUGAUUUAGAACUAAUAAAUGUUUGCAAUGAAAAUAGUCUUUUCAAAUCUGAAGCAAGAUAUUUGGUUAGACGUCGUAAUCCAGAAUUGUGGUUAGAAGUUUUAAAUGAAAACAAUGUCUAUCGCCGUCCACUCAUUGAUCAAGUUGUUCAAACAGCUUUGUCUGAAACUCAAGAUCCUGAAGAUAUAUCAGUAACUGUAAAAGCUUUUAUGACUGCUGAUUUACCUAAUGAAUUAAUUGAACUACUUGAAAAGAUUGUAUUUGAUAACUCAUUAUUCAGUUCUCACAGGUACAUACAAAUUGUUCAGUUUUAUGUAUGUAUUAAUAUUUUAUAAUAUAUGUAUGGUAAUAUAUUAUGUUUUUUCAGAAACUUGCAAAAUCUUUUGAUAUUAACAGCUGUCAAAGCUGACCGAACUCGUGUUAUGGAUUAUAUAAAUCGAUUAGACAACUAUGAUGCACCUGAUAUUGCAUCAAUUGCUAUUAAUAAUGAAUUAUUUGAAGAAGCUUUUGCUAUAUUUAAGAAAUUUAAUGUUAAUCAAUCUGCAAUCCAAGUAUGAUAUUAUUAACUAUGCUAAUUUAUUAAUUUUAAUCAUAAUAUGUAUUUUAAUUUUAGGUUUUAAUUGAUAACGUAAAAAACCUUGACCGAGCUUAUGAAUUUGCUGAACGCUGUAAUGAACCAGGUGUUUGGAGUUUGUUGGCCAAGUCUCAGUUGCAAAAUAUGUUUGUCAAAGAAGCAAUCGAUUCUUUUAUUAAAGCUGAUGAUCCAAGUGCAUAUAUGGAUGUUGUACUAACAGCACACAAAACAGGUAUUAAGACAAUUGUAUUUAAACCAUUUUAGUUUUUUGAAUGGUUGGCAACAAUUGAUUAAAACAAUUAUACUAUACAUUUCAGAGAGUUGGGAAGAUCUUGUGCGUUAUUUGCAAAUGUCUCGUAAAAAGGCUCGUGAAUCUUAUAUUGAGAGUGAAUUAAUUUAUGCAUACGCCAAAACUAAUCGUCUCGCUGAUCUAGAGGAAUUUAUUUCUGGUCCAAAUCAUGCAGAUAUUCAAAAAGUAUAAUGUUCACUCUUAUUAAUGUAUUUUAUUUAACUAAAUUGUGUAAUGGGUUAAUUUAAUUUAUAGAUUGGGGAUAGAUGUUUUGAAGACAAAAUGUAUGAACCUGCUAAACUGUUGUAUAACAAUGUUUCAAAUUUUGCAAGAUUAGCCAUUACUCUUGUACAUCUUAAAGAGUACCAAGGUGCAGUCGACAGUGCCCGCAAAGCAAACAGCACAAGAACAUGGAAAGAAGUUUGUUUCGCAUGUGUUGAUAAUAAUGAGUUCAGAUUAGCCCAAAUGUGUGGUUUGCACAUAGUAGUUCAUGCAGAUGAAUUAGAAGAUCUGAUUAACUAUUAUCAAGUAAUAGAUAGAAAAUAUAUUUAUUAAUUGAUCACAAUAAAUAAUAAAUGGCUAUUUUUAAAACCAGGAUCGUGGUUAUUUCGAAGAACUUAUUAACCUUCUAGAAGCAGCAUUAGGAUUGGAACGUGCACAUAUGGGAAUGUUCACUGAAUUGGCUAUUCUAUAUUCCAAAUACAAGCCAGCUAAGAUGAAGGAGCAUUUAGAACUUUUCUGGUCUCGUGUUAAUAUUCCCAAAGUGUUACGAGCAGCUGAACAAGCACAUUUGUGGUCUGAAUUGGUGUUUUUAUAUGACAAAUAUGAAGAAUAUGAUAAUGCGGUUUUAGCUAUGAUGAAUCAUCCAACUGAAGCAUGGCGAGAGAGUCAUUUCAAAGAUAUUAUUACAAAAGUAAAAUUUACUAUUGCAUUGAUAUAUUUAUUUUAUGUUUCUUACAUAAUCUUAUAAUUUAUUUUUAUCAGGUUGCUAAUUUAGAAUUGUAUUACAAAGCAAUACAAUUUUAUCUUGAUUAUAAACCACUUCUGCUCAAUGACUUACUACUGGUGUUAACACCACGAAUGGACCACACUAGAGCUGUUGCUUACUUUACCAAGGUUUAUUUUAUUGUACAAUUAUUUUUAGUUAAAUACAUUAAUUUUUUUAAAUUGAUUUUAGACAAAUCAUUUACAAUUGGUCAAAACUUACUUACGUUCUGUGCAAUCAUUAAAUAAUAAAGCUAUAAAUGAAGCCUUGAAUAACUUGUUGAUCAAUGAGGAAGACUACCAAGUAUUUAUAUUCACAUUAGAAUUUAUGUUUGAGAACAAUAGACACAUAAUUAUUAUAUUUGUUUUAUUUUUAUAGGGUUUACGGACAUCUAUUGAUGCUUUUGAUAACUUUGACACAAUUGCACUUGCCCAAAAGCUUGAAAAACAUGAACUCACAGAAUUUAGGCGUAUUGCUGCUUACUUGUACAAAGGAAAUAAUCGGUGGAAGCAAAGUGUUGAGUUGUGCAAGAAAGACAGAUUAUACAAAGUAUGCAAUAGUUUAUUAAUAUUAUUUGUGUGUUAGUGUAUAUUUAUUAUGUUUUAUUGUAGGAUGCAAUGGAAUAUGCAGCAGAAUCUAAAAACUCUGAAGUGGCUGAAGAACUGGUAACCUGGUUUUUAGAACGUGGAAAUUACGAUUGCUUUGCUGCUGCAUUGUUUCAAUGUUAUGAUCUUGUUCACCCAGACAUCGUACUAGAACUAGCAUGGAGGCAUAACAUCAUGGAUUUUGCUAUGCCUUACCUUAUCCAAGUCACUAGAGAAUAUGUUGCCAAAGUAGAUAAAUUAGAAGAAGCAGAAUCAAAGCGAUUGGAAGAGCAUAAGGAAGAAGACAUCAAACCAAUGAUGAUGCGUAAGUAAAGAUUUUUUAAUUUUUAAUUUAUUGUUUUAUCACGUAUUAUUGUUUAUAUAGCUGAACCACAGUUAAUGUUGACGGCUGGUCCGUCAGUUAUGGGUAACAUGUACUCGCCGUCCUACCAAGGAGCUGUAGCUCCUUCACAACAACCCUAUGUACCCCAAAAUACAGCUUCAUAUGCAACUUCAAGCACUUUACCCUAUCAGAGUUAUGGCAUGUAAUGUACCAAUAUUUUAUAGGUUUCCUUCAUAGCAGUAUUUUUUAAGAAAACAAUGAUGGGCUCUGCUAAUAUUCUAUUAAACAAGUUUGCUACCCAGGUAUAAAAUAUUCGUAUUUUAUAAAGAAAUAUCAGUUUAUAAACCAUUCCAAACAUCAAAAAUUAACAUUUAUUAAAAUAGGCUUUUGGAAAAUAUAUUCUCAUCAUUGUUAGAUAAUAUUAAAUAGUUAAUGUUAAUACUUGUUAAAAUAUUACUUGUUUAAAAUAUUAAACUUCACUUUAUAACUUAUGAUUUACUUGCGUAUAAAUAUUUAAUAUUGAUUUCACGUUAAUUUUUAUAAUUUAUUUUAUUUAUACUCGUAUUAUUAUUAUAAAAUUAUUAUUAUUAUUAUUAUUAUUAUUAUUUUUGUAAAUUAUUAUUAUCAACAUUUAUUUAGAAAUAUGAAAAAAUUAUGAAGAUAAAAAUUUGUUUUUUUU